This is a messenger RNA of Lactuca saligna, 387 nucleotides long. NCBI's taxonomy places the organism in Eukaryota, Viridiplantae, Streptophyta, Magnoliopsida, Asterales, Asteraceae. The record is from the annotation of a GenBank genome assembly.
AUGUCGUCGUCGUCCAAUUCGUCGUCGCCACACCAUCACACCGUCAUCAUCCAACUCGUCGCUACCACACCAUUACGCCUCUGUCAUCGAAGUCGUCAUCCCUACGCCACCGAUAAUGUGCUAGCAAUCCUAUUUCAAGAUACACGGAUCGUAAGGUAUUGGCUUCACAAACCUACCAGGCAAUCUUGGAACAUUGAACUUCUUUUGUUGGGCACUGCAUUGCGGAUGGGAAGAACUGUUCAUGGUUCAUUUACAGAGGAUGCUAUUGGAAGAGAGGGUGUGACUAUGCAAUUUGUUCCAGUGAAUGUAACUGCUAGUAGAGGACUGGAUGUUGUUGUUGGCAACCUUCAAGAAUACUAUAAUGUCUAUUACAAAGACAAUGUCUGA